AUUAUUGUGUUCUUCUAUAACUAAUUCCCGUCCUUUGAUUUGCUGUUCCUUUGUUCUGUUGUGAUGACACUGGAUGAAUUUGCUGUGAUACACUCAUAACUGCCACUCCUUUGUUAUCCCCCAAGUGUGCCGAUUCAAGGCCGAUAUCCUUUCGGUAGAACUUCUCAGAAGAAGCCGGCCUGACCGAUAGCGUCGUGGGUUUUUUUAAACUUCUUCAGCUUGCCUUUUCGCCGCUGCCUCUGACUCCUCCCGCUUUUCCGGUGUUGGUGGCAUUGCCUCGAAUGUGUCAUUGAGCUCCCGAACGUCGUCGGGGUGGAAGCUCAACACACCCGCCAUCAUCCUCCCUCCCUUCACCCCUUUCCUCCUCGCCAUCCUCCCCGAUCCUCCUCUCGAUUCCUCUCUUCUGUCGCUCCCGAUCGACUCCGGACAGCCGCCUGGAUAAGCGCGUCGCUUAGCUGGUGCUGCCUGGCCCUCCCUCACCAACCACCUCCUCCUGUCUCAGCAAUGAUGUACCCUGCGUGGAAGCCUGCUCACGAUCCGAUCACCACCUGCGAAGAUUCCGAGAUUGCUGCUUUUCAUAUCGUUGUCGAGAUGACUGCCUGCGUCUAGAGGGACCUUUUUUUCCGUCGCACCUGAAGGGGAGUCACACUGCUAACCCGGAGUUGACUACGCGCCGCCACGCCACAUCGCUCCUCCACAUUAAUACCGGCUGUGCCUCUCCUUCUCCUGUGAAUUUGAUACCUUGCAUACCGACCCUGUCCCCUGACGCUAGUCAUCUCCUUUCCCUCUCUCUCUCUCGCCUGUUCUGCUUCCUCGUUGUCUUGUUUAUUACUCUUGGAAUCCCCGCGGGUGGUGAUCGGAGUCAUCCUCUCUGUCUUCCCCUGCCACUAGCUUCUCAUUCCUCCGCCGCCUCCUCCACAAAGCUACCCAAGCUCAACACGCCUCAGCUACCUCUUCCUCGCCUCCGCCAUCACACACCUCACUGCCUUCCUGCUGCUCCUCUGACGCGCUCCUCUGACGCACUCCGGUAGCUACGAUCACGCCUUACCUUCUCAUCCUUCCAUGCCCAUCAUAGGGUGACUCAUCCCUUAUAUCUACAUAAACUUUCAUCCGUCGUCAUCACAUUAAACCUGGCUAUCUGCUGAGUUUAAGAAGGUUCCCCGUCGCCUUUAUAACUAAUAAAGACGGGUCUUGUCCCCUCGCUGCCUCUUCACGGUUAUUAUCCAAACGGUCUAUUUCCCCCCGGCAAAAUUAACCCGGAUCAUAUAUCGUCCGUUACCUCUGUAUCCCCCGUUUCCGCGUUUACCUCUGUUGGUUUGAUAUAGAGUGAGCGCGGCCGUGCGUCGGAUAUAUCAGUAAUGGACGCCCUGGAUUUCAAGUUUGCGAAUCCAGGCAUUCAAAAUUCCUUCCAACAGCCCUACCCUUACGCCUCGUCGAUAGCAUCCUCCGCCUCCUCGUCCUCCUCUUCUGUCUUUUCCUUCGACGGCCUCUCUUCCUCUCAGAGUUCAAUCUCGUCUUCCACCUCUUCGGUCGACAUCAUCUGGGAGAAUGAGGCGUCCAGCCAAUCAAAAUGCAGAGGAGUGAGAGUUGAGUCUGGUUCACGCUGCAUUCAAGGUCAAAAGAGUUACGCUGUUAAGGCCACGGAAACUUUGGUGGCGCCUGAGCUUCGCCAACAUCCCCGACGGAGCUUUCGCUCUGAUGCAUCAGCACUCGGGUCGCGCUGUGCUCGACCACCACCUCCAUUAACACGCGCAUCUCAGCGGAGAGUCAAUUUUGUUGAUCACCUUGUCGACUCCGCUGCGCAAAUCGUAGAAACCAUAUGGCCACUUUCCGUCGUGGCUGCCCGUAGUGACUCCGCUCUUGGCUGCAAAGGAGUCCUACCCCUCCGAAGUUUUAUUCAGGAGACUCUCCGCCGUUCUCGUACCAGCUACUCUACGCUACAAGUCGCGCUAUACUAUCUUAUCCUGAUCAAGCCACGCAUCCCAACGCAUGACUUUACUGUGGAGCAGUCGGGAGCCCAGCAAUGCUCACGUGCUAUGCAGUGUGGGCGACGAAUGUUUCUCUCGGCCCUCAUUUUAGCUUCAAAGUAUCUCCAGGAUAGAAAUUAUUCCGCUCGGGCUUGGAGCAAGAUUUCCGGUUUGAGUACCACGGAAAUCAAUCAGAACGAAUUGAUUUUCCUCAAUGCAGUUGCAUGGAGACUACAUAUUUCGGAGCCUGUCUUUCAGCGGUGGUCUGAUAUCGUCCUACGCUAUACUUCUUCUACCGAUGGUGCUUUUAACGGUGACGGUCUUUCUUGGCGGUCCAUCAUCCCGUCUCUCAACCCUGAGCUUGAUACCAUUGAUUUGGACCCUGUUCGGAACGGGCCCGUUUCAAUUCAAGAUCUGCUCUCCCCCGUUACGACCCCAUCUCCAAGUCGCUCUCCCGUUUCUGGAUAUCAAUAUCAACCUUCGACAUACGAUCAAACUCCGACUUAUUCGCACAGUCGCGGUGUCCGGAGCACUCUGGGUGUGGAGUCGGCACAGGAAUUGCGGUUGCCAUCUCUCCCAAAGCUUGGUGUUCUUCCAACCCCACAGAUGAGCCCACAGAGCGUUUCCGACAGCACUCCUGCAGCGGGUGCUGUUUCAUUCACUCCUCGUGGGCCGUCUAUGACUUGCGCCAUGCGACAAGCACAGAGGUGUGCUCAACGUACAACUCUCGACCAGCGACCACCGUUACGUGCGUUUAAUAAUAAACCAGCUUCCUACGAGUCGUAUCCUCUCAGCACUCGGCGUUCGUCUCUUGCUCGCUCCUCCACGUCGUCUCCGGAGUCGAUGAUAUCCGAUGUUCCAUCCUUGGCUUCGUCACUGUCCAGCCGCUCCUCUCGGUCCUCCUCUAUUUCUUCUGUUGCGUCGGGAACCUGCGCGCCCACCCUGCCUCGCUUGGCUACUCGGGCGAUGCGUCGCGGGGCAAACAAGGAGAAUAGGAAGCCGCUCGCUAUCGGGUCGCCAAUCGACGAAGGAUCUUACCAGGAUAUUAUUUAUACUUCACCCGAGCCUAUGUCCGCUUCCAGCGUCAACGUUCCAGAUCUGACCAACUUCUCUCUGGGCACGCCAGUUGACAAGGCUCAUGAAGCGGCUCAGAGCCUUUGCGAGCUCUCUGCCGCCGUUCCUCGCUCCACUCCAUCUCUGUCUGCUUCAAGCUCGCCUAACCGGAUGUCCCGAAAGCGUGGACGUACUAACAGCUCUACUGGGAUGGUUCUACAGCACCAUGUUCGUAACCUCAUAUCUUUGGAUGCCAGAAAAGACGAGGAUGAUAGCACCUAUGUCAUCCCGGACAAUCGGGUUGCAGACUCGUUCUUAAUUCCACAGCCCAAAGCUGUGCAAUCCCCUGCGCGAUGCUCAUUUGGUGGUCUCCGGUUUCCCCUGCCACUGUCGUUCCCUAUGGAGACUGGGAGCGUGAAGCGUGCAUGCUGUGGAACAGAAGCAACGCAAGUUCCCUGGGGUAUGAGCAGUGCAUCAGCAGAGAGUGUGGUGGAUAUGGUGGACUAGACCAAGCCUGUCUAUCCAUCCACCUGCUUUCAUGUGGAUGCGUGUUUAAUCCAUGGGGAUGGCAUGUCUUGAUGGUCAAGGUACAACAUUUCCACUUAAUCUGUAACCUUGUUUCCCAACUUCCCUGGAUUCUUUGGUGUUUGUAUGAUGGAGCAUUUUGUAAACCUUAUGGAAGGUUUGCUUGUUUGUGUUGAUUCUUUUAUCUAGCAUUUUGUUUCGAUCCCUUCUUUUCCCCCUUUGUAUCUUUUCCCUAUUUGUUCCUCUCGCCAUGUGAUCUCUCAAUGAAGUUGCAAGAAUCAUUGCGCCGUGAGUGAGCGGACACAGGAGCAUGAAGGAGUAUGGGAGUCCCUAUGGAACUGAAAGGAAUUCCCCGGCACGAUGAGAUGCUACUAUCUCAAUUUCGUAUUGUAUAUAGCAUACCUGUGGCAUCUUUUAGGUAUCUACGUACCUGCCUGCAUGCUUACUGGUCACCCUGACUGACGAACCGAACGAACAACAAACAAGCAUGAGACUUAGCUGUCUAACAACAUAUUAACCUUAGUAUAGAUAGCUAGCCAUCUACCUCAAUGACACUACUAACUUUAGAU
Coccidioides posadasii C735 delta SOWgp is the source of this 4114-nucleotide messenger RNA. The record is from RefSeq and is a predicted model, not a curated record. Lineage: Eukaryota; Fungi; Ascomycota; Eurotiomycetes; Onygenales; Onygenaceae.